Molecule: messenger RNA, 333 nt
Organism: Linderina pennispora
Lineage: Eukaryota; Fungi; Kickxellomycota; Kickxellomycetes; Kickxellales; Kickxellaceae
Product: Pkinase-domain-containing protein
Exons: 2
Biological process (GO): microtubule cytoskeleton organization; protein phosphorylation; intracellular signal transduction
Cellular component (GO): cytoplasm
Molecular function (GO): tau-protein kinase activity; protein serine/threonine kinase activity; ATP binding
Source: RefSeq, a predicted model, not a curated record
AUGGUGGGCCCGUACCAGCUGGCAAAGACCAUUGGCGCAGGCAGUAUGGGCAAGGUCAAGGUUGCGCUCGACAUUCGCACAAAUAAGCGGCCCGCGUCCCACGCAAGCUGCGGCUUUCUGCAGCCGCGCGAGCGGUUCACCACCAAGGACCGCGAGCGGCGUGAGAACAAGGACAUUCGUAUUGUGCGCGAGGUAGCAAUCAAUCGGCUGCUGCACCACCCAAAUAUCUGUGUGCUGCACGACGUGAUAGUGCACCCAAACCACUACUACAUCUUCCAGGAGCUGGUCUCUGGGGGCCAGAUGCUGGACUACAUCAUCAGCCACGGCCGCCUG